AUGCAGGCUGAAGCCAUCGCGAAGGCUUUUACCGGUCGUUGGGUUGCCAUUUUCGGUGCUCCCUCCGCGGUUACGACUGAUCGUGGUGUGCAGCUUGAGUCUGCACUUUUCUGUGCACUCGUCAAGUUUUUUGGCCGCACACGUAGUCGGACGACAGCCUACCAACAAGCUGCCAACUUUAUGGUUGAGCGUUUCCGUCGCAAGCUAAAGACCGACCUUUGUGCCGCAGAAGACCCUGAAAACUGGCCAGAAAGUCUUCUUCCUGCACCCCUCGGCUUUUGCGCAGCUCUGAUGUCGGAUUUGGACUGUGGUGCAACUGAGUCGGUUAUAGGCACUGCCUCCCGACUACCAUGCGAGAUGGUCACUCCAAACUCUCGUGGUGGUAACGAAAUCCCUGGCAAUUUCGUCCACCGUUUGCGACAAUUUAUACGUUUGCUUUCCCCGAUACCACCACGAACUUCAGCAACUAAGUCUUAUGUCGAAAAAGGCCUGGAAAACUGCACCCACGUGUCUGUCCAUUGUGAAUGUGAGCGUUAGCCGAUAAAAUCAUCAUACAAAAAACCGUUUCAUGUUCUCGUACUCAACAAAACACCUGCCAGACACUUCGCAGUCAUGAGGAGGACGAGGUCAGUGUCGAUGUGGUCAAGGCUGCUGUCGCCGAGGAGCCACCGGACUGUGCUGAUCCCUACACUGCGAUAUCCCACCUUCUCUACUCCAUGCUCCGCCAGUCAUAG
Spirometra erinaceieuropaei is the source of this 734-nucleotide messenger RNA. NCBI's taxonomy places the organism in Eukaryota, Metazoa, Platyhelminthes, Cestoda, Diphyllobothriidea, Diphyllobothriidae. The record is from the annotation of a GenBank genome assembly.